Phascolarctos cinereus (koala) is the source of this 1116-nucleotide messenger RNA. Its product is annotated as serine protease 57-like. Gene Ontology annotation, biological process: proteolysis. The record is from RefSeq and is a predicted model, not a curated record. Gene Ontology annotation, molecular function: serine-type endopeptidase activity. NCBI's taxonomy places the organism in Eukaryota, Metazoa, Chordata, Mammalia, Diprotodontia, Phascolarctidae.
CUGUCCCCCAACCCCUGCUUCCUGCCCGACACACAUUACUUAACUGGAGCCUUCCCUGGCCCAGUCCUACACCAAGGCAUCAGCAAGGACCCUGGGAAGCAGCAUGAAGUUCCCUGGGAUCUCCAUGCUCCUGUCUUGGGUGGCAACCCUGGGCCAGCUGACCUCCUCAGGGACUCACCAAGGCCGAAUUGUGGGGGGUCGAGAAGCAACACCCCACUCCUACCCAUUUGCAGUCUCCAUCCAGUACCGGGUGAGCACAUCUGCGGGGGGUCCCUCAUCCGACCCCAGUGGGUGCUCACAGCUGCCCACUGCGAGGUUUCCAAGGACCCAGCUGCCUUCCAGAUAGUCCUGGGUGCCCACUCACUGAUUACUCCAGAGUCAACCCAGCAGAUAUUUGGGAUCCUUCGGGCUGUCCCUUAUCCACUCUAUGAUGCCCAGGCUGACACCAACGACCUACAGCUGCUCAAGCUCAAUGGCAGUGCACUGGUGACACGCUCAGUGAGGCCAAUCAGCCUUCCUGGGUGGAAUACAUUGGUUCGCCCAGGGACUCGGUGCUUAGUAUGCGGCUGGGGGGACAUCCCGGGUCGGGAUGAUCCCACGACUGUACUCAUGGAGACAUCUGUAGUGGUGCAGGCCCGGCAGGCCUGCAACAGCUCCUGGAGGGGAAACAUCAACCAGGACAUGGUCUGCGCCUCUGGCCCCAAGAAAAGCCAGCUACGGGGCGUAUGUGGGGGGGACUCCGGGGGACCACUCAUCUGCCAUGGGAGGCUUCGAGGUGUGGUGUCCUUCUCCUCCAGAAUCUGUGGGGAUCCACGCUACCCUGAUGUCUAUGCUCGUGUCUCCACCUUUGUGGGCUGGAUCUAUGACGUGUUGCAGCAUUAUUGAUCUCACUGGCAGCGUCCAGUACACACCAAGUCAGGACUUUGGGGCCCUGAGGGUCCACCUGAUCCAGCCUCUUCCCCCUGCAAUCUCAAACGGGGAAAACCUAGUCCAAGAGAGAGGAAGGGACCUUCCUCUGACUGGUCCACUGAGCUGGACCAGUAGUGGGGACUUGACUGGGUUUUCUUGUUUUACAAGAGGAAUUUAAUUUUGAAUAAAGGCUCUUUCCCAACCUCA